AUUGUAAACUCACCAUAGAAGCAGUCAGUUAGUACCCGCUAGUCGCGAGUGUCGUUCUGUCGAGUACCCUUUUACCAUACCAUAAUAUUUACAAAUGUUCAUCGCAACUUAUAGGGUACCAAAAAAGUGUGAGUGGGUGUAUGUGGGUGGCGCUGUGUGAAAUUGGGCUUUAAGCCCUUUGUGAUAAAAUGACUGUUACAUAUACAGGGCACGUUCCUAACGGAAGUACUUUCGGCUGUUUUUGGAAAGUACUAGGAAUAUGGCGGGGAAGUGUGUACAAAUUAGUCUGGAGGGAACUCGUAGCAUAUUUAUUCCUAUUUUAUUCAAUAAACUUCUUAUAUAGAUUCGGAUUAAAUGAACACCAACAAAGGAUAUUCGAAAAAAUACGAACGUAUUUUAGUCAACAAAGUGAGACGAUACCAAUGUCAUUUGUGUUAGGGUUUUAUGUAACAUUGGUAGUGAAGAGGUGGUGGGAACAAUACAGACUGUUGCCGUGGCCUGAUACUCUUGCUCUGUUUUUGAAUGCGGGCAUUCCAGGUGCGAAAUAUGGAUCUCAGGAAAUGAAACGUGCGUCUACAACUGAUGAAAGACAAAGACUGAUGAGAAGAAACGUAGUUAGGUAUGCAGUUUUAGCUUACGUAAUCACUCUCCAAAGGGUUUCGUUGAGGGUGAGGAAGAGGUUUCCAACGUGGCAGCAUGUUGUGGAUUCUGGUCUGAUGUUAGAAAGCGAGAAGAAAAUUUUUGAGUUGAUGGAUACGAAAACGCCAAUGUCCAAAUACUGGAUGCCUUUGGUGUGGGCCACAAAUCUCAUCAUUAGAGCCAGAAAGGAGAACUUGAUCAACAGUGAUCAACUGGUGCAAACGAUAUUGAUGGAACUCUCGGAUAUACGACGAAGACUGGGUUCUUUGAUAGGAUAUGAUACUGUUUGUGUCCCAUUGGUGUAUACACAGGUAGUUUCCUUGGCUCUGUACUUAUACUUCAUAGCAGCUCUUUUGGGUCGACAAUUCGUGCCGGACGCGACAAUGUCAGUUGGCAAAUUCGAGGAACCAGACAUGUACUUUCCCUUCUUCACAGCAAUUCAGUUUUGCUUCUACGUGGGUUGGCUAAAAGUGGCAGAAGUGUUGAUAAAUCCUUUCGGCGAAGAUGACGAUGAUAUUGAACUGAAUUGGCUCAUUGACAGGCAUAUCAAGGCUGCUUACAUGAUCGUUGACGAAAUGCACGAGGAACACCCAGAACUUCUCAAAGAUCAGUACUGGGACGAAGUGGUACCGAAAGAACUCCCUUACACUGUAGCUUCUGAGCACUACAGGAAGGAAGAACCUAAAGGCUCAGCUGAGCAGUAUAAGCUGAAAACAACCGACGGACUGUACGCAAAUUUGUUGACACCAAAGAAAUCACUAAUCCAUGAUGACAUGUACGCAGAUUACGAAAGCGUGGACACGCCUAUAGUUGAAAGGAGGAAAAGUUCCAAUUGGUUCACGCGUCAAAUUUCCAGAACCGGUAUGGGUUCGAUAAGGUCAGCCUCUACAGCGUAUUCUUCAGGGGGGUUGUUCGGAAGGCAUCGUGGAAAUUCCGUUUACGCAAAUCCCGAAAACGGACAGCUUCCAGGAACAGCGCCUCCGCAAAAGAUGUCAAUUUAUGACAGAUUAGUUGGUCGAAAAUCUGGACGAAGUCAGAAAAAACAAGGUUCAAGAUUGAAUGGAGCUGCUCCGAUGCAAGUUAGAAACCGGCCGAGAAUCCCCACACCAGACGUAACAAAGGAAGUAGUGGACCGAGAAAACCGCAUGGCUGCUGCCAACGUGGCGAAUCUCCAGAACCAGAUGGCCCAUGGGAUUACGCUCAUGCCUCAUCUGCAGACCGCUUAUCCGAACUACCCAAGCGGCGAUGGUCCAGUCGUGCAGGUGGUACUUUCGCCUAUUCAAGAACUAGAUGGUACCGGUUCGGUCAACAACACACUGCAUGCACACCAGCCAGGAACUACAGCACUGGCUCAAGCGGUUCUUUCUCCUGGGCUAGGUCCAGUCAUAACCACUACUCCUGUCAGUGUUCCGAUGACAGUGUCUCAACUUACAAGUCUAGGAUUAACUUCUGUUCAUAAUAGUCCGUUAUUGACAAGAAGCACUAACGAUGCAUCUACCAAAAAACCCAAUUUUGUCACUAGUUUUGAUGGAGAAAAAUCUUUGGGUACUCAACCGCUAGUACUGACAGAGAUUGCUCCUGCAGAGGAUGAAAUACAGUUGACUAGUAGAAGCAGUGAUGUGUCGGUUGCUUCAUCGACUGCAUCAAAAGAAAGCAAGAAUUCUGCGGCUACUCUUUCAGCUGGUACGGCUGCGGAAGGUGCAGCACCUAAUUCCUUAACUUCUUCAGCUGACGGAACCAGGAGCAGGAAAACGUCGGUUGUUUCUCAGAGCAAUCCGAAUACUAAUUCGCCAAAAAGAGGCGAGGUGUAUGUUUGAUGAGUGUUAAAGUUUGUUGUAGAAGAAGUAGAAAAUAUGCGUACUUUUUAUUUUAUCAUAUCGACAUAUUGAUAUCCUGUUGGUACUCUCGUGUACACUUUAAAUCAUGCAAUGAAUACCGUGGUAUUUCAUUAAUGCUAUAAGAAAUUAAUAAAGCCUGCAGUUGUAGAAUAAUGAUUAAAAAAAGUGUUAAAAUUGGAAAAUGCGGUUUUUGUUUUAGUGCCUGAAAAUUGUAGUUAGUAACUGGUGUGUUAAUAUUAUAUACGCGUGUAGGGGCUGUAUAGACAUUACAUAAAUUACAGUAAAUUGACUUUUGUUUGCUUUUUUGAUUUGCCAAUUAUCUUUACCUGAUUUAAAUGUGGGUUAUUAUUAUUGUUAAUCGACUUGUGAUAUAAAACUAGUGUGAUAAGAACAUAAUUGCAUUUUAUAAUUACUUAGGUUAGGUAAUCAAAAAGCCAUCUAAAACAUUUAUGUGAUCAUAAAUUAUUUAUUAGUGUUGUAAUUUUCAUCAAAUUUCUGUACUCGUAGAUAUUUGGUGCGAAGAACUUAAAUAUUAUGUAUACUUUUAUCAUCAUCUCGAAAUUUAAAAAUAACUUUAGCAAUAGGCAGUGGAAAUUGUACUUAGGUCUGUAUAUUUUGCCGUAAGAGUAUUUUAGUCGGCAGUAUUAAACUGUGGAUAAAUGGUAGUUUUUCAUUAUUGUAGUAAAGCAACUCUUAUUGUAAAUAUCUAUUUUAUUUAAUGUUUCAUAUUUUAAUGAUA
This is a messenger RNA of Zophobas morio, 3216 nucleotides long. It is a transcript of the gene Best2, whose product is annotated as bestrophin-1. Lineage: Eukaryota; Metazoa; Arthropoda; Insecta; Coleoptera; Tenebrionidae. Bases 189 to 2456 code for a protein of 755 amino acids. The transcript is spliced from 11 exons. The record is from RefSeq and is a predicted model, not a curated record. Gene Ontology annotation, molecular function: chloride channel activity.